GCUCGCUGCUUUGCUUCUGAGGAGGAUUCAUUACGCUGUAUGGAGUGCAUUAAGUACAAGCAUGGGAAUUGUAAUAUGCACGGUUUGUUGCCGUCGCAGGUAGAAAAGAUUGUAGCUCAGCAUUCCGCUGCUGAAGCUGCUCUUGACAAUGCGGAGGAGGAGCUAGAGCGUGCUAUAGCCAAGGUGUGCUGGUUGCGGAAACAGCGCAAGCUGUGGGCCGAGAAAAUAGCAUGCGCAGUGCAUCGUAGCUUGAACACGAUUGAGGAGCUUGAUUGUGUGGAAGCGGAGAAGCUAGCAAGGGAGCAGCAGGCCCGUAUUCCUGUUGAUCUCCUUCCUGAA
Molecule: messenger RNA, 339 nt
Organism: Cryphonectria parasitica EP155
Lineage: Eukaryota; Fungi; Ascomycota; Sordariomycetes; Diaporthales; Cryphonectriaceae
Exons: 1
Source: RefSeq, a predicted model, not a curated record